CCGGGCGGAUGGGAACAAACUUCCGAACCAGCGAAGGUGCGGGCAGCCGGGUAUCCUCCCAGGCGAACCCAAACAGCCGAGGGCCUGCAGUGGGCCAGCAGAGCAGCACGGAGGCCGGUGCUGUCGGAACAAGGUGUCCGGGAUCCCCGAACCCUCUGCGUGGGCCGUGACCGCUUUCCUCACCAUGCCUCACAACUCCAUCCGCUCGGGCCAUGGGGGGCUGAACCAGCUGGGUGGAGCCUUUGUGAACGGCCGGCCUCUCCCUGAGGUGGUGCGCCAGCGCAUUGUGGACCUGGCUCAUCAGGGUGUGAGGCCCUGCGACAUCUCACGCCAGCUCCGGGUGAGCCACGGCUGUGUCAGCAAGAUACUGGGCAGUAGGUACUACGAGACUGGGAGCAUCCGGCCUGGAGUGAUUGGGGGCUCGAAGCCAAAGGUGGCCACCCCUAAGGUGGUGGAGAAGAUUGGGGAUUAUAAGCGGCAAAACCCAACCAUGUUUGCUUGGGAGAUUCGGGACAGGCUCCUGGCUGAAGGAGUCUGUGACAAUGACACCGUCCCCAGCGUCAGCUCAAUCAACAGAAUUAUUCGGACCAAAGUACAGCAGCCAUUCAACCUCCCCAUGGACAGCUGUGUAGCUUCCAAGUCUCUGAGUCCAGGACACACCCUGAUCCCCAGCUCAGCUGUGACACCCCCAGAGUCUCCACAGUCAGAUUCGCUAGGUUCGACCUACUCCAUCAAUGGGCUCUUGGGGAUUGCUCAGCCUGGCAAUGAAAGCAAGAGGAAAAUGGAUGACAGUGACCAGGACAGCUGCCGGCUGAGCAUCGACUCUCAGAGCAGCGGGAGCGGCCCCCGGAAGCACCUGAGGACAGACACAUUCAGCCAGCAUCACCUGGAGUCGCUGGAUUGCCCAUUUGAGAGGCAACACUACACGGAGGCUUACCCAUCUCCCAGCCACACCAAAGGCGAGCAGGGUCUCUAUCCUCUACCCCUGCUCAAUAGUGCCAUGGACGACGGGAAGGCCACGCUGACCCCUUCCAACACACCGCUUGGCCGCAACCUCUCGGCUCACCAGACGUACCCCGUGGUGGCAGAUCCUCAUUCACCCUUCGCCAUAAAGCAGGAAACCCCCGAUGGGUCCAGUUCUAGCUCCACCCCUUCCUCUUUAUCUAGCUCGGCCUUUUUGGAUCUGCAGCAAGUCGGCUCAGGGGCCCCAGCUGGUGCCUCGGUCCCAUCCUUCAAUGCUUUUCCCCAUGCUGCCUCCGUGUAUGGGCAGUUCACGGGCCAGGCCCUCCUUGCAGGGCGGGAGAUGGUGGGACCUACGCUGCCCGGAUACCCACCCCACAUCCCCACCAGUGGCCAGGGCAGUUACGCCUCUUCUGCCAUUGCCGGCAUGGUGGCAGCAGGAAGCGACUACUCUGGAAACGCCUAUGGUCAUUCCCCCUACUCCUCCUACAGCGAGGCCUGGCGCUUCCCCAACUCCAGCCUGCUGAGUUCCCCAUAUUAUUACAGUUCCACCUCAAGGGCGAACGCGCCUCCCACCACCGCUUCGGCCUUUGACCACCUGUAGUUACCAUGGGGACGGCGGGAGCGACCGUACGGCCGGCAGGAGGAUUCGGACUGGGACAGACCCCAGGAAGUCACACAAAGGAAUCUUUAUUUAUUACAUGAAAAAAUAACCACAAGUCCAGCAUUUCAA
Antechinus flavipes (yellow-footed antechinus) is the source of this 1693-nucleotide messenger RNA. RefSeq names its product paired box 8 (gene PAX8). The record is from RefSeq and is a predicted model, not a curated record. The coding region runs from base 185 to 1564 and encodes 459 amino acids. Gene Ontology annotation, molecular function: RNA polymerase II cis-regulatory region sequence-specific DNA binding; DNA-binding transcription factor activity, RNA polymerase II-specific. NCBI's taxonomy places the organism in Eukaryota, Metazoa, Chordata, Mammalia, Dasyuromorphia, Dasyuridae. Gene Ontology annotation, biological process: anatomical structure development; regulation of transcription by RNA polymerase II. The transcript is spliced from 12 exons.